This is a messenger RNA of Pelobates cultripes (western spadefoot toad), 16218 nucleotides long. The record is from the annotation of a GenBank genome assembly. NCBI's taxonomy places the organism in Eukaryota, Metazoa, Chordata, Amphibia, Anura, Pelobatidae.
GUUUUGUCAGGGGUGUGGUGAUUUUGGGCGUUUCGCCAUCAGCUCUCAGAGCAGCCUUUAUAAAAAGCUGUAGCAGUAACUGCUAACAUUUUCUGGUUACCCCUCAGUCUCCCGAUUGUGAUACGAGGCCUUCUGUAAGUAUAUUUUUUAUUAUUAAACCUUGUUGGGUUAGUUCCCAAAAAUGACAGAGUUAAUAACUUGUUUGUAUGUAUCCAUGUUUAUUUAUAAAAUAUUUCACCAGGAAGGAUACAUUGAGAUUUCUCUCGUUUUCAAUUCUGUCCUGGGUCCACAAAACAUGGCAUUGAUACAACAGGGUACCAUAAAAUGCAAAAACAAUAUUAAUACACAAUAUAUAGAAAAUGUUACAUAGAACAUGUAGGAAAUCUAUAUUCCUGUUUACAGUUUGUUUUUCUAACUCUGUGUGUCCCUGUAAGUCUGCGUUCUCUCCCUGUUGGCAUUACAAUGUUUAGGCCACAAUAGCAGAGUUAAAUAAAAUGUUUCCAGUUUGUGUGUUGUCGGUCUGUAACAGGAUCACUAAAUAUCAAGGUAGUAGCCUGAAUGACAUAAUGAAUAAACCCGAUUGUGGCAGCAAGCGCUCAUUAAACCUCUAUUUUCUCCAAGUUACCUGUAAACAAGGGCUGAGAUGUAUGGGACUUGGUGUUCCUAUUUAUAAAAUUCUAAAUCCCUUUAAAUCGUAACUAGGGAACUAUAUUACACAAAAAAUAGAAUUAACUUUUUUUUAAAAGCCCAAGGUGUUUAUCUGUAUACCAUCCAUCUAGCUACUCCCGCCUCCCUGCUAUUUGUAAAACCCAUAAUUUGAGAUCUUGCUGCUAGAUGGUUCAACCUAGCUCAGAGGAUUCUACCUGGCUCUAGAGAUAUUAACCCUCUCACUGCAUGAUGGGUACAGGCAGAGAUAUUAACCCUCUCACUGCAUGAUGGGUACAGGCGGAGAUAUUAACCCUCUCACUGCAUGAUGGGUACAGGCGGAGAUAUUAACCCUCUCACUGCAUGAUGGGUACAGGCGGAGAUAUUAACCCUCUCACUGCAUGAUGGGUACAGGCGUGGGAUAUUAACCCUCUCACUGCAUGAUGGGUACAGAGUAAUCUAGUCGGUGUCAGAUUGCAAGAUCCAUUCUCCUAUAAGUAAUACAUAGAGAAGGGCAGUGUUUACAGAUAUCCGCAAUGACUGUAUUUCUACGAGAACCCAUCCAGUACCGAGUCUACCAUCAGCAGCUGUUUGAAUAAUACUCGACACAGCUCGGCCUUUCUAUGCGAUUUCCACUAAUGGGAGAACAGUUCCGCAGCUCCCUGCCAGUGUCUGGUGCCUGACACCAUUGUAUAUGCAUGCGCUGGCGGAACUAACGUAGAGCGGGGCCUGGUGCAUGUGUUUUCAUUAUCUUGUUUUGACCCCCAUGAGCAACCGAAAUAUAGAUUCCCAACUGCUGUGCAUCUCCCAUGAUGCUUUGUAAGCCAGAGCGGUAUCUGUGUGAACAGAUUAUUGUAGUUGUACCCUGUGUGAAUUAGGAUGCGUGACUGUAUGAGCGUCUCUGGCUAGGAUGCGUGACUGUAUGAGCGUCUCUGGCUAGGAUGCGUGACUGUAUGAGCGUCUCUGGCUAGGAUGCGUGACUGUAUGAGCGUCUCUGGCUAGGAUGCGUGACUGUAUGAGUGUCUAGUGUUGGCAAGUGUGUUUGUACUGUCGCCAUUUUAAUGCAGUGUUGUGUUUUAUAUGUUUUUUGAAUGCAGGGGUGUGUUUGUGUAUCGUAUUGACAUUUUGAUUGUUGGAAUGUAUUGAGAUAUCUAUCCAUAUAUCUCUCUCCUUACAUCCCAAGAGUCACAAUUGGCAUGUUUUUUUUUAGCCAUACAUUUUGGGUGGCUUCCCUGGCAUUUAGUGGGAUCUGGCUGAGGCUGAUUGGGGCUGGUCCGGCUUCCUAGCCCUCAUCACUCUGCUCUUUUGUAACAUGGGAUCGCUUCCUCCUAGAACCUUAAAUCUACCAGGAUUAAAGGGCUUCAGCCUCCAAGCAGGCCCCUAGUUAGGUUUCCAAUCAGGUGACAUUGUGAGUGACAACUGAUGAUGCUCCCUGCACUUUGUGUGCCGGGGUGUAGCUGCGUGGCCGGUAGCUUUUCUGCGGUCUGUAUGCACCCUGGGCUACGAAUAUCUUUCAUGGACACAAUUGUCCCCAGUGUCCUGCUUCCCUUCCUGUUCUUGUAUUGAACAUGUUACCUGCCAAACCUAGAAAUUCUACUCCUUGAUCAAAGGCUUGUGGCCAACUCAAAAUUCCUGCCAUCAAAUACAUUUCAAGAUUGAGCCACAAUAGGUUUAUUUUGUGAUUUUAAAAAAAUGUACUUGGAUUGUUUGAUAGGGGAUACAUUGUAUAGAAUGACUUGCAGGAAGUUGGAAUUUUGGGUGGUUACAUUAAUCUCAUUACUCCGGGCUGUGUAUAAAUCACCCUGCUUCCCUGUACAGUGAUCACACAUAGAAUAUUCAUUAAACUGUAAAUUAAAAUAUAAAAGCUUAAAAAAACAAACAAAAAACUAAACUGUGAAUAUUAAUAAAUGCAAAUCUAACAGGAGCCUGGUGGCGCUGUUAUUCAGUGUCCAACCCUGGUCAGAAUUUCCCAUCAUGUGAUAAUAAAAGUAUACAGCUUUGUAUUUCUAGCGCUAUAGUAUCCCAUCACUAUACUUCCCUCUCCUGGCAGUGUAAGGGUUAAUAAACCCUUACUGUAGUUGCCCGAUUCCAACACCGAUCUCCUGUGGUGCUGGGUCAGCCCCCUCCGAAGUGCUAACUGCUGCAAUGCUUUCCAGUGGGGAGUUGUCUGACAUGGGAUGUCCUUGUGCAGAGCAUUCGGACAUCCAGCGUCCGUUAGAUGACCAAAUGUUGCUUAGCCACCAGGAUGUGUCUCUAGUGGCCCCUGUAUGCAUGCACCACAGGCAGGCCCGAGCUGGCCAUUGGGCAAAUGCCCAGUGGGCCGCGAUGGCCAUGGACCGAGGCCGGCAGGGGUGAUCAUAGUAUCUCCCCUGCCGACCCAUGCAGAGCUGGCGCUGCUGUGUGGCUUCAUGGGCGGUGGGGAGAUCAAAGAUCUCUCUCACAGGCACUCAUAUGUUGCAGGACUCAGAGGGACCCAUUACCGCGGCAACGCUCAGGUCUCGUGAGACUCGCCACUAAGACCACCAGGAAUGGCAGCACUGUGCACACUACAUUCCUUGUAAGCAAACACAUACAACAUUCUCUAAACACACAGUGUACAUCCCCUAGCCACACAUAGUACACCACAAUACCACACCACAAUCAGCUCACUCUGCACACAAGCAUGCACCAUACACUUCCCCUUGUUUUUUUAACCUCUGUUAUUCGACUUAGAGACACCAGAGAUAAGUUAAAAGCAAACGGCUAGUGUGUGCUGAAUCCUAAUUGAAAUAAUUACUGAAAGCUACACCUUCCCCUGAGGCUCAGCAAUCUACCCAGUGAGUCACUUUGUAAAAACAAAACCGCACAAACCAGUUUACAUUUGCAAAUCCUCAAAUACUUUGCAUUUCUUUUUCAAAGAAAGGUAGGCAGCGCACCCCCACGCAUAUCGCUGCCUUGUUAUCGCUCCGUCUCUGUAGGAUUUUUGUCUGGUGACCCAGGCAAUUUAAAAUAAAAAUAAAAAGGGUGUUAAGACCUGCAGUGGUUAUGGUACUGCAGUCUUCUAUUCCUUUCCCAAUAGCUGAGUAUAAGUGAGUAUAACUGCAGUUAGGAGGUAGAGGAAUAGUGUAGCUGAAUGCAGCUUCCAAGACAAUUCUCCCCAGCAAAUAGAAUAUUCCCCAAGCAUGAGCCUAGACUUCAUGAACGGUGUAACAGGAAUGAUUUUUUAUUGAGGCCACACUGGCUUUUAUGAGAAUCCUCCUGCAAGAAGACCUCCCACAGUAAACAAAGACCAUAACCAAUCAACAUACAGAUUUACAGUAACCCCCGCCCUCUCUCUGCCUGGGAGAUAUUGAGAUAAGGAAUAACCCAAUUAUCUCCAGGCAGAGGGCACACAAUGUCCCCAAAACUUAGAACACCCCUUUGCACACAAGGUAUCCCCUGAUAGCCCCAAUCUGGGGGACCAACAUAUUCAAAUUUCACCCAGAUCAGUUCAGGGAUUCUCAAAGUAUGGAAGUCAUAAGUUACCGACCGCACACGAGGUUCCUGCCCAAAACAGUCCCACGAAUUCAGCGCGUGCGGUCUGUCAAUUCAGUAAAUGGCAUAAAAACUAAUAAAGUCCCCAAUGGAUCCUCCUGGCUCAUAGGAGCAAUUGCUCCCUUUGUUCGUAUGAACCAAACUACCGAAUGGCGCUCUCCUGGCUGUUCGGCAACUAAAGGAAGCAGGCGUUCGUAUGUUUCAGCGGUGGUUCGGGAGGUCGAGUGUCCGAUUUUUAGUUCCAGACACUCGACGACCAAGUCCCGCUGCCUCCUUUUGUGCAAACAAGAUGGCUGCCGUUUUCUGUUCCACGUGGCAUUCGGCUAUACGAACGCCGGCCGCCCAGAGAGCACUUAAUAGACGGUUCUUUUGAAGUUAAUGAGCAGUAAUCUCUGCAGAAGCCAAAAUAAUGACUGGUGAUGGUGACUAACUGUUUGCACAUGGUUAUCGUACCACGCCAGUCUUGCUUACUGUCCUAUUUGCACAGUCAUUAUGCAGGAGCAUCUUCAAUAAUUCUCCUCUGCCAUAACUGUACUAGACUCCGGGGAUUACACAGUAACCGUUCAUUUAAUGGUUUCAGUGUGAUGUGAAAUGCACGGGGAGCCUUGGCCUAUGGUGGGCGUAUGUAAGUAAUUAUCUGCGGUGUUCGUAAUGGCCGUAUGCCGCUAAAUUGCCUGGCACAAGGGCAUUUAAACCGGUGUUCGUACUGCACUUGUCACAAUAGCGUGUCUGGCACUUUGUGCUGGGAUGAUGGAGGUCAGUGGGGAAUUGUCUGCAGCUCAUAAAACUACUUCACAUGACGACUGUGUGUCUGCAUUUGAAGUGACACUAUUUUUACCCUAAAUCUAAACCAGUGUCAUGUCAGAUCUUAUACGACAAAACAAGGAGGCCUUGUGCGCUUGUCACAUGUGGUCAUCUUUGGUAAAUAAUUGAUCCUCUAUAACCUCCCGAGAAGUAGGAUGGGGCAGAUCCCACCGCAUUAUGGUCUGAUCAGCCUGGUGUGAAUGCUAGGCCGCCUUAGCCAUCAUGCUGGGAGCUCUGUUUCAGCUCUUUCUAGCGCUCUCGCUAAAUCCCUGAAGUUGGUCCAGCAUCUAAAAAUAAGGACUUUUCCACCAAAAUCAGGGUGGUUGGCACAUCUGAUACUGUUUCUAAAUGAAUAAAAUGCUUUAAUUGACACAAACUCUGCUUCAUCUUAAACCUUUGCCGAGUCAUUUUUUCAUCAGCUGGAUAAAAUGCUUCAGUUGACGUGAAACCUUGCGGUAGUGCAGUCAUCCUAUUACAUGGUAUUCAAGUCCUGGAAGGUGGAGGCUGUGACUGUCUGUCUAUAGGGUGAAUGCCUCACCGCAAACACACCCCAGUCUCCGGCUUUUACUGGACACAACUUGAUUUACAGGACAGACCGUGCUCCCACUCUGCAAAAAAGUGUGUGUGUGUGUGUCUAUGUCUAUAACCCCUUCUUCAGACCAAGCUUUGGCAAAUCCUAACCAAAAGUUAUAAGAUCCACUGAAUAUCUACACAGCCACCACAAUCCAGAUAUUCCUUUACUGACAUAGAAACAAACGGUGUAAUACCACUAACACACCGGCUCAACCUCCAAAUCCCUGUAUUAAAACUAAAUAAAACUCAAAGUGGGGUGUGUGUGUGUGUGUAUAGCAUGCAAUAUAAAUUUGUAAUCCUCUAUAUUGUUGUUGCAGUGAGGAAACACGGUAAGAUUACAUGAAUAAGCAGUUUUCAGUGUAAUAUCAAUCCACGGAUGAUAUGACAGAUGUCUGCAGAAAUUAUUCUUUAGUAAACUUUAAUCACUUGUAAAACCGAAGACAAACCUAGUGUAAAAUCAUUUUACAAUGGGUAUAUAGAAUACUCCAAGUACUCCCAGACACUCGAAGAAGAUUCGGGUAAAUGGGUCCCAAAGACCAACUUAAAUGGUGAGGGUAAUCUGUAUCCUGGCAGAAAGUGGUAGUUCCUUCCUGGUCUGUUCCCAAAUUCAGGAGCUCAGUGUCCGACCGAUUUUGUGUCCUCCUCUUCAGAUAUUUGUGGUAACUGAUUUAGUUCUUUAAAUUUUUUUUUUUUUCAGAAAAUGUCAGACGAUUUUUCGGUAAGUUAUCAAUUUAACUUUUUCUUUCUACCUGUCCUGUGCUAAACUUUUUCUGCAGUCUUCAAAUACAAUAACCUUUUCUAUUUCCUUAAAAUACAAAUAAAAUAAGCUUGAUUUGUACUCUUACCCUUGUCUAUAGUGUCUUCAAGAUUUUUCUUCCAGAUGAAAAGGAAGAUUCCCCUCCUCCAUCUUGUUUAAUUUUUUUUAAAUGUAUUUACUAUUCUACACUGCCACCCCAAUACGCCCCAUUAUUUUUCAUUUUCUUUAUUCCCCAAUGAUCUCUCCUGAUGCUGGCUAACAGACAACAUUCAGUGAAAGCCAACGUUUCCAGAUCAGCUUGGGACAUGCUAGUGAAAUCUCAUUUCAUCCAGUUUGUCCACACAAUUAUAAGUCCAUAUUUACUGGCAUGAUAUUACAAAACCGUUGUAAAGGCAUGUAGGGGCCACAUCACCGUAAUAUCAUCAAUGUAACAGCAGAACCUAUCUUUCACACACCCUCAAGACAAUCUGAUGGAUAUGUUUUAACGUUCACAGGAUAAUCAUUGGAAAGUGCAUGGAGGCACUGAACAUUACCAUCGAGAUACUGAUUCAAUGCAUCUCUUUGAAGAGAUAUUGAUUUGGUGUAGCGCAUGCACAAUAGCCUCAUAAUUCUCUUCUAUGGGAAACCAUUGGAUGAAAUUUAAGAUUGACCCUUAUUUAAAGUUUGUUUUCCCAUAACAGAGAAGGGGGGACCAGAAACUUAAAUAGCCACACCAGCGCUAUAGUGUCCGGUAUAAAUGUUUGUAUUCAUGACUCUAUAAUGUUCCUUUUUUAAGCCUUCCAGAUGAUUAAAUGCUGUUAGGAAAAACCUUCCAAAUUUGUCUAUAAAAGUCCACGGUAAAGUCUAUGGAAGAUUUUCUCACAGUAUUGAAAUGCUUGGAAAGUUCAUUAACGACCACAUGACCAGAAAAUGCAUGGAUUAUAUUCUGCUGUACAAACAAAAUAUUUGCCUUGUGUAUGUGUAGUACCCAAUCUCUGGUGCUAUUUUUGGUCCAUCUGCAUAGCUGAUGUGUAAACAAUGGCAUGGACAAUACAUAUCUAAGCUGAAACGCCACAUGAUGAAUUUCAUUCCAUCUGAACAAACUUUAAAAAAUGUGUAGUUUUGUUGAAUCCUUCACAUUGGCCACCUGACUUUCUUUCUCCAUUAGUUGACAGAUGCCGUAUCGGGCCAAAGUCAAGCCCCAACCCAGCAAUCUGAUGGGCAAUCCUGGCCAGGUGCCCCUUGGGGGGGCCAGAACCCAGCAGCUGGCCAGCAGUACCCAGGGUUUCCUGGCGGCCCAGGAGGCCAGCAGUACCCAGGGUUUCCUGGCGGUCCAGCAGGCCAGCAGUACCCAGGGUUUCCUGGCGGUCCAGGAGGCCAGCAGUACCCAGGGUUUCCUGGCGGUCCAGGAGGCCAGCAGUACCCAGGGUUUCCUGGCGGUCCAGGAGGCCAGCAGUACCCAGGGUUUCCUGGCGGUCCAGGAGGCCAGCAGUAUCCAGGGGCCCCAUCUACUGGACCAAGUGCACCAGGCCAGCAAUUCCCUGGACCAGGCCAGCAAUAUCCAGGUGCUCCCACUCCAGGAGUCACACCCAGCGCUCCUGGAUAUCCGGCACCUACUGGACCUGUGGUGAGUCUGUUUAAAUUAAUUUAAUCCAAUAACAUGUUUAAAGUUAAAUGAAAGUAAGAACCAGCAGAUCUGUUCAGUUUGACUUAUUUCUUUAAACCAGGCAUAGGCAACCUUCGGCACUCCAGAUGUUUUGGAGUACACCUCCCAUGAUGCUUUGUCAGCAUUAUGGGAGAUGUAGUCCAAAACGUCUGGAGUGCCAAAGGUUGCCUACCCCUGCUUUAAACUAAGCUCAAAUAUUUCCAUCCAAACAGCAUUCUGUAACCAGUCUUACGCAAUUUGAGGGGGAUGAGUCCCGGGAUUUUUAUUUUCACGUUGUUGUAGGGUAACAGGAAUGCUGGUGGGAAUGAGAUUUCUUUCCUAUCCCUUUUUAAAAAAAAAUUUUUAAUUUUUAUUUUUAAAUUCCCCCUAGAAGGUUAGUAACUAAAGUAAGAAAUUUAAGGUAAAGGUCCCAUUUAAUUCAUGGCUGACUUGGAGAAUUUAACCUGCUCAACAGCUUAAACCUUUCAAUUCACUUUGAAUUCCCAGCAAUUCUCCCUUUAGUAAAUAACAUGGGGUGAGUGGGCUGGCAUUACUGUAUAAUCCAGUGAUUAAUUAGUUAAAUCUUGAUGGUGCUUGGUGAAGGUAGCCUUGUCCUGACUUCUCAGACUGAGUGAGAUGUUGAGUGCUGAUAGUGUUACGAAUGAAGGGUGUGUUUCCCCGAGUGAUCUCAGAACAAUCGCUGAUUGAGGAGCAGGUCCUGAAAGCUCUGUUCGGGGGUCACCCGGCUAAUUCCAGCAAAAAGAAAAACUGCCCAGCAAGCCAACAUGAUGGCCUAUGAACAGGGCUGGAUUAAGAGCACAGUGGGCCUGGUGCUGACAAUUAUGAUGGGCCUAAUUACGGAAUCUUAUCGACCAAAAACAUUAAAACAAUCAUACCUCCCAAGCGUCAUGUAUCUGAUGGAGAUGGUGCUGGAGGGAAAACACUAUAAGAAAACACAUACUCUAUGCUAAUCUCUCUCUAAUUUAUGCUUUCAUCUUUCAAGUAAAUCCAUAGCCCCUAACAGCAGUGUCCAGUGAAGCAGGAAGUCAAUGGGUGGGGUAAAAGGGUGUGCCACUGGCGCGAAUCACGUGACAAGACCUGCCAAAAGGGGUGAACAUGUCCAAAAAGGGGGCAUGUCUGUCCAAAGAAUUGGAAGGUCAGCCUGGCAUGAAUGCAUGUCAGGCUGCCUGCCAAUCCUGCAGGCUGUCCAACUAAGGGCAUACAAUGCAGGCAGCACCUUGAGCUUGACAUAAAUGCGUCUAAUGAUGUGCUCACUCCAUUCUUUCUAAGGACUGUCCCCUAGCACUCGCUGGUCCACUUGUCUCCUUACCUUCUUACUAGCAGGCAGAAGUUCCUAGUAUAGUCUGAGACAGAGAAAAGGUGUCUGUAGUGAGUGUAGAAGAAAGGGGACAUGCCACAGUGUUAGAGAGACCAACGUCUGCAUUACCUAAACUAACUUUAAUGUCAGCCAGUGCACACAAGUUUUGUUCCCAUACAUCCCUCUUAAGCUUCCAAACUUAAAGGGACACUAUAGUCACCAGAACAACUACAGCUUAUUGUAUUUGUUCUUGUAAGUAGAAUCAUUCCAUUCAGGCUUUUUGCAGUAAACACUGUCUUUUCAGAGAAAAUAACUCCACUGGCCGCUCCUUAGAUGGCUGCUAGAGGUGCUUCCUGGGGCAGUACUGCCUAGUGUGCAGCACUGCCAUUCAGUGUCUCCACCCUCUGCAUGCAGACACUGAACUCUCCUCAUAGAGAUGCAUUGAUUCAAUUUAUCUUUAUGAGGAGAUGCUGAUUGGCCAGGGCUAUGUUGGACUUGUGCUGGCUCUGCCCCUGAUCUGCCUAUUUGACAGUCUCAGCCAAUCCUAUGGGGAAGUAUUGUAAUUUGCCCAGACCACCACUUCUGAGCCAGCAGCUGCAGAAUUGAAUACAAGUAAUAUUUUACUAUAUUUAGGGAGGUAAGAAAGGGCCAGGGUGGUGGUUUUAACAUAAUAUGGUAAGAAAUACAUGAUUGUGUUCCUGACACUAUAGUGCUCCUUUAAGCAAGAGUAUGUGAAGAGUAGUUAAGGUUGCCACCUUUCUUGGAAAAAAAUACCAGCCUUAAUCAUUUGCAUAAUUAAUUAGUUAUGCGUGUAAAUCACAAGGAGUGACAUUCUGUAAAAUCACCAACAAACUACUCACAGUUUGAUUCUGCUGUAUAGAUGGAUUGCUCCCAGUGUCUCCCAGUAUCUCAGUCUCGCAAGUCACCCAGUGUCUCAGUGUCCCUAUGUAUCACCGUGUCAGUGUCCCCAUCUCGCCCAGUCCCCUAGUCUCCCAGUGUCUGUGUCCCCAUUUCUCCCAGUGUCCCAAUGUCUCAGUGUGUGCCAUUGUCAGUGUCCCCAUGUCUCUCUGUGUCCCUAGUGUCUCAGUGUCCCCAUUUCUCCCAGUUUCCCUAAAUGUCUCAGUGUCCCCAUGUCUCCCAGUGUCCCCGUGUCUCUGUGUCUCUGUGUCCCCGUGUCUCUGUGUCCCCGUGUCUCUGUGUCCCCGUGUCUCUGUGUCCCCGUGUCUCUGUGUCCCCAUGUCUCUGUGUCCCCAUGUCUCUCUGUGUCCCCAUGUCUCUCUGUGUCCCCAUGUCUCUCUGUGUCCCCAUGUCUCUCUGUGUCCCCAUGUCUCUCUGUGUUCCACGUGUCCCCUAGUGUCUGUGUCCCCAUGUCCCCAAGUGUCUCAGUGUCCCCAUUUUUUCCAGUGUCCCCAAGUGUCUCAGUGUUCCCAGUGUCUGUGUCCUAGUGUCUCAGUGUCCCCUAGUGUAUGUGUCAUCAUGUGUCCCCUAGUGUCUGUGUCCCUUAGUGUCUCAGUGUCCCCAUGUGUCCCUGCUGCCUUUCCCCCCAUCCCUCACUUACCUGAGCUGUAGAGCUGCUGUCUGGACUCUCUGUGCUGUGUAGCUGCUCCCCCACGGAUCAGUGAGUAGUAGAGAGAGGCAGGGAGGGAUAUUCUGUAACUUCCUAUCCCUGCCUCUCUCCAUACACAGUGACCCCUACUGGCCGGUGCUGGUAUUGCAGAGUAAUUUCCAUUUAUUCUGAGAAAAUUACCUGCAUUUGUAUUGCUGGUAUUACUGCAAUACCGGCAUGGCCAGGCAGACUCAAAUACAGUCUGUGCCAUUAAAAUACCAGUCAGGUGGCAAACCUAAGAGUAGUGUGUGGUGUGUAAAAAAAAAAAAAAAAUUUUUUUUUUUUUUUUAAAUGGGCCUAUUCCAUGGGCCUGGGCCUGGAGCUGCAGCUCCAUCAGCCCCUAUGUUAAUCCGGCCCUGCCUAUGAAGUUCUGAAUGAAUCACUGGAAAUGUAGAAUUUUUUUUUUUUUGUGUAUGUGUUUUGUAUUAAAUCUGUCUGAAAUACUGACUGCAAUCCAAUAAUUAUUUUUUUUUUUUUUUUCCCUUUUUGCAGAGAGUGCCUUAUGAUAUAGCUUUGCCUGCAGGAGUUGUCCCUCGUCUCUUAGUAACCAUUCAAGGCAGUGUUAACCCAAAUGCAAAAAGGUAAAACAAGGAACCCCAUUUAAAUGCUGCCUUGUGAUAUGAUGUGCACAAUUUGAAAUAUUUCAAUAUUUGGUUUUUUUUUUUUUAGUAGGACUUUUUAGAUUAGUUUUAUUUUGUUUUUCCCCCUUAUUUUUGUGUCUGUCGCUUUUCCCAGCAAUGUUUAAAAACAGAGGGAGUCCUAAAACCUAGUUCACAACACUGACCCCAUUCCAUCCAUGACAGCAUGUUCGAGUCAGACUUACAGUCCCGGGGAAUAGCUGAAAUUAAUAGAUGACCUAACAUAAUUUUAACCUUGGGUAAACCCUCUGGGAAUUAAUAUUUAAAUUUUGUUGCGUGCAUGAAGUGUACAAACAUGCGGGUGAUGCCACACCAGCAACAUAUUGCUAACAGAGGUUGGAACUGCACAAUAUAUAUAUAUAUAUAUAUAUAUAUUAUAUAUUUUUAUUUUUUUAUUUUUUUUGUUAUAACAUUCUGGUUUGUCAAUAAUGGUGGACAUGUAGGCAACAUCUACCCUAAGACUUACGCCAUUACAGCGUGGAUACUGUCAUUCUAGUAUAACAUUUCUAAAUACAAGCUUAUAUUGUCUGACAUGUCACAGCUUCAAAGGGUUUGGGUGCGUGGGUAAGGGGACCCGCUUGCGUGGAUGCUUAAGUGAGUAAGCGUAAGGCUUUAGCAAUAGGUGUACUUCCGUGGACAUACUGUACAUAUGUUAACUGUGCGUAUCCUCGGCCAUCCAGGCAAUAAGCAGAGCUGUUCUAACAGUGGGUUAAUCAGGGAUUGGCGGGAUCGCUAACUGGUGGAACAUAUUGCAGGUAAAUGUGAUACGAUGUGUGUCAAAGUGCUAACCGGGUUAACUUCAGUGUGUGACAGGUGUGUAUGCGGUAACUUAUCUAGCUUAGGGAGUCUGAUGGUCGGUUAGGUUGUUUUUGUUUUGGCAUAUUAAAAGGGCCAAGCUUUGUGUCAAGGAACAUGUUCAUAAAACUUGCAACUUUGCAUCAUCGGUUUGGGUCAUCAGAGUUUAUUUGCCACCGUCUAUGUGUCUGGGCAGCGUCCAUGCACAUGUGUUGCGUUGGCUGCCUGUGAUUCGGUGAGUCAUCCUAUUCCUCCAGCAGGGAUCGGUUUUGGUGGCGCCGUCUAGGCGCAGGCAUCGGCUAACAGCAAGUAGCAGGCCAGCUCUUCCCUCCAGCUCCGGGUCAGUGACAAGGCCAGCAUUGUAUUCCCACAGACUUGGGAGCUGCUAGAGGCCGGGUCCUUCCCUGUUGGGACAGGUCUGGGGGCCUUGAGGUGUUUACAGCGCCUGCGGCGGGCAUGGCCUCCACCUGCGUGGGUGAUGCACUGCGGUUCUUCCCGUGGUGGCCUUUGGCACGGAUGGGCUAGUGCGGUGAAUGGUGGGCUGCUUCAACAUGUUAGUGCCCGAGGGCCAUCCAGUCCUCCUCCGGCUGUCGCCCCUCUGCCCGCGCUCGGUGCUCCUGAUCUCUCGUUGCUGGAUCUGUGCGGCAGCGUGCCUUGCCUCAAUCUUUGCCCAGAAGUUGUUGUUGUUCAGGCGGGUGGGCAGAGGCUCGGUAGCGUCGUGUCGGUACUCUGAAGGCACACUUUCUUCUCUAGGUUGUGUUUCUGCCAUGUUGUAUUGGCAGGUGGCCUGCAGGCUUUGUGCGUAGCUAGGCUCUGUGCCAGUUCUCGGAGACCAUGGGGGUAUGUGGGUCGGAGCUGUUUGGACCAGGAUAUCCCCUGCCGGUCCUCUGGGGGGGAGGGGGGAAGCUGAGAGUCACGGGUGCUGUUUGUGUUGAUGGGCUGGGAGAGCGUCCGCCUCUCCCCUGCCCUGCGUGUUGUAGGGCCCCAAGCCUCGGGUCGGGCUUUCCAGCGGGCAUUUCAGGCUUGCAAGGUAUUCCCCCUGCUUCUGUAUAACAAGAUGAGGUAUGUUGGGGUUCAGUCCAAGGUGAUGUGCCCCUGUUUUCAGUUGUUUAUUGGGCCCAGGCGUGGGCGCUCAGUGUGUCUGCUCAGCUCCCCUCCCUCUCUGGGAAUUUCUUGAGACAAAACUUGGGUGUAAUGUGUGGGUUUUGAUCUUUAAUAAAGUGUGUGUAUUGGCCAAAUAUGGCUUUAAUUUAGGACAUGUCCAAAAUUAUGUGUAAUAGUGUGCCUACUUGUUCGUACCUUCUCCAGCAUGUAUUAAUAGGGAAUAAGUGGUCUGGGUGCCAGGUCCAGCUAGGGUUAACCCAUUUUUUUAAUAAACAUAGCAGUUUCAGAGAAACUGCUAUGUUUAUGAAUGGGUUAAGCCUUCCCCCUAAUCCUCUAGUGGCUGUCUCAUUGACAGCCGCUAGAGGCGCUUGCGUGAUUCUCACUGUGAUUUUCACAGUGAGAGCACGCCAGCGUCCAUAGGAAAGCAUUGAUAAUGCUUUCCUAUGUGACCGGCUGAAUGCAUGCGCAGCUCUUGCCGCGCGUGCGCAUUCAGCCGACAGGGCGGAACGGAGGAGGAGAGAAGGAGGAGAGCUCUCCCCCCAGUGCUGGAAAACGGUAAGUUUAAACCCCUUUCCCCCUUCCAGAGCCAGGCGGGAGGGGGUCCCUGAGGGUGGGGUCACCCUCAGGGCACUAUAGUGGUCCUUUAAAUAAUUUGGAAGGAGUAAGGUCCCAUCUAUAUAUGUGUUUAAUGGGAUGCUAAAAGUGCCACAGACUGCAUUGAGCUCCAUAGCGCCAAUAGAAGCCCAUGCCACUCUUCAAUAGUAAAUUUCAUAUUCCAUUCUCUUUUCCUCUGUCAUAGUCCAAUUUUGGACCACGUUCCCCAGCAAAAUAAGCAUAGCACAUUGAAAUGGUUAGUCUACGGUCAGGAUCUGAGAGCUAUAUCUUUUCUAGCAAAAAACGGGGCACAAGAGAAUACUGAGAACAGGCAGCAGCUGAAAGCCUACCCUUUGGUGGGUCCCCGCUCAGAUCUCAAGCUGGUUUUAGAUCAUCUUGUGCCAUUACAGAGAGAACAUCUCUGAAGCAUAUAAGACUGGUCCCACCCAUAUGGGCAGUCCAGAUCUGAAAUGCCAGCAAGUUCCCUCUGCACGAGAGACACAGCAACCCCAGACUAUCGUUUCAGCUUUGUUAGGCAUCAUCAGUGAGGCAUAGCUGAUAUCUCUAGGCACCUAUCUCUUUUCUAGAUUAGACCUGUUUACUUUAACGUCUCGGAUAGGGAUCUUGGAGAAUGUAAAGUGUUCACUAAGCAAAUUUACCAUUUGCCUAUGCAUCAGGGCAACAGAAGUGUCCAGGCCAAAUUUGGCCUGUAGAGGACAGUAAUACCUUCAAGGUAGUGCGUUCAGGAGCUGGUUCACUUAUGGAUGGCUUAAUUGAUACAGUUGAAUAUAGUGAUGGUAUUAAUAUCUGGAACAGUAGGUGAUGGUUACAAUAGAAUGUAUGGUGUGUAUACCUUUAAAUCUGCUAUAAGCAGAUUCUAUCUGUUGUAACUGGCAAAAAAAUAAAGGAAUUGGACAAAAAUAAAUCCUUAAUAUGUAAGACGGUGGGAAAGCCAAUAUUUCACAUGCAAGUCAGAUAAUGCAGAUCACGGGGGUAGCUCUGGACCAGGUAGUGGAAGGGUUAAUCUUGGUGUAUGACACUAUCCAAGCCUUAAUAGCGGCUUUGGUGGUUGGAUACAUGUUCAUCUGUGGCCCAAGAGCAGGGGGCAACCAUACGACUUUAAUGGAGUAAGAGAAAACCUUGGCACCCUCAAUCUCCAACAACAACGAACUAGCCUGCUCCAUAUUAUAUUUUAAGGGCUGCAGCCGCAUUGGUUGCCAAAUAAUCAUGAAUUAAGUUUGGUAAACCCAACCUUAACAAACUGAGUUUUUGCAAACUGAGUGUUUUUUUUUUUUUUUUUAAAUGACUUAUUUUUUUGUGAAUACAUUUUGUUGAACAUGUUCUUGUACACGUUUAUUUAUUCCUUAAUAGAAUUUAACUUUUUAAUGUAACUUUUAUUUUUGCUUUUAAGAUUUAACUUUGACUUUAAAAAAGGCCAAGAUAUCGCUUUCCACUUUAAUCCACGGUUUGAUGAGCGACCCUGGGUUACUGUCCGGAAUUCACUGAUUCGUCAGAAAUGGGGAGAUGAAGAAAGGGCUCAGGCUAAAUUCCCAUUUAAUCCGGGCCAACCAUUCAAGGUAAACCUCGCUUGCAAAUGUUUUCAUUUUUAACCUAAUUUUCUCCCUUUUUCCUAUACAUCCCUUGACUUGGCUGCAAUUUCAGUGAUAUUCCAACACGGUCAAAAUUAAUAUUACAUAGAUUAUAUCUUUAUAAAAUCAUCAUCUGCCCCUGAUCUGCUGAAGAUCUUUGUCAGUCUUCUAAAGUCAUAGCUUGUAGACAGUAUAACUUUUUUUUAAGUGGUCUAUUUGUCUCCCUCACGUCUUGUUUUUGCCCUUCAGAUCCAAGUGCUUUGUGAACCAGACCAGUACACCGUGAAAGUAAAUAACGAGGACAUCUGUAAAUACCGACACAGAGUGAGAGAACUGAAUGAGAUCAAAGGUCUAAGCGUCUCUGGUGAUAUUACACUGUCUGAUAUCUCAUUUGCAGUGGUUUAAUUCUGGCCUGGGCAUGCAGUCACAUUGAUUGUGAUAUCUUUAACUGGGUACGGUUACAUGGCUUACAGAAAGAAUUUUGUAUUUGGUGUUAAAAUACAUUGUAUACGCUAACAAAUCUUUGCAUAAACGGCUGGAUCGCCUACAAACCAAUUAGGUUAAUAAAAUUUAUCCAGCAUACGAGAGACGUGUUGUGCUUUUUGUGAUGAACUAUACCCGUUUCGCCUAAAACAAAGUUUGUAAAAUAUCCUGCUUU